Molecule: messenger RNA, 459 nt
Organism: Dromiciops gliroides (monito del monte)
Lineage: Eukaryota; Metazoa; Chordata; Mammalia; Microbiotheria; Microbiotheriidae
Product: ribonuclease pancreatic-like
Exons: 1
Coding region: 1-459 (152 amino acids)
Molecular function (GO): RNA nuclease activity; nucleic acid binding
Source: RefSeq, a predicted model, not a curated record
AUGGCUCUGGAGAGAUCCCUCCUGCUGUUCCCCUUGCUGGUAAUGCUAGUAGUGAGUCUGGUCUCAUCAGAGACCUCAGCAGAGAGGUUCGAGCGGCAACAUGUGGACUCAGACCGCCCAGCCCUCAAUGAUAAUGCCUACUGCAACCAGAUGAUGAGAAGCAGGGGUAUGACAAAGGAGAGUUGCAAGCAAUUCAAUACCUUCAUAUUGGAGUCCGUCUGGAAGAUCCGGGCUAUCUGUUGGAAUACAAAGGCCCCAUGCAAGCACGAGUUUUCUAAUUGCCACAAGAGCAGCAAACCCCUGCAGGUUACUGAGUGCCGACUAAAGGGCAAUGCCCAGUACCCCCAAUGCAAGUAUCAGGCUACAAAUGUCAAGAAACAUAUCAUUGUGGCCUGCUAUGGGUGGCCCUCUCUGCCUGUGCACCUCGAUUCUUCAAAGAGUGAUAGAUGCCUGAAAUAG